Molecule: messenger RNA, 366 nt
Organism: Mixia osmundae IAM 14324
Lineage: Eukaryota; Fungi; Basidiomycota; Mixiomycetes; Mixiales; Mixiaceae
Exons: 2
Coding region: 1-366 (121 amino acids)
Source: RefSeq, a predicted model, not a curated record
AUGCUGAAGCUUUCACCUCUCAAUAAGCUGCUUGGCGGUCUAGCGCUAGCCAGAUCACCUGUCUGCUGCCACUGCGAAUGCUUCACACCAGAUCCGUCGGAAGCGCACGCAAAUGAACGGACGGCUGCCCAUGAGGCCCGCAAAGCCAAGUACGACGGUCGAGCACGCAGAGCUGAAAUGAGGCACGAACGGCGCAGCGAGCGGAGGACAAGGCGGAUGGACCGUAAGGCGCAGCGCCGCGGAGGUAGCAGCGGCGCAGCGAGGCACGACGGCGUCAGUGGCUCAGCUGUGGCAGAUGACGCAAACCUAACGCCAGCUCCUGGCUCGACGUACGGGGGGACAAGAGCAACAGACAGCGAGAAAUAG